Molecule: messenger RNA, 3779 nt
Organism: Ornithodoros turicata
Lineage: Eukaryota; Metazoa; Arthropoda; Arachnida; Ixodida; Argasidae
Product: zinc finger protein 14-like
Exons: 5
Coding region: 176-2989 (937 amino acids)
Source: RefSeq, a predicted model, not a curated record
CUUGUCCAGCAAUAAUCAAGUUGGCAAACAGAACAACCACUCUUGCUGUCCCGCUGCUGUUUUAUAGACGGAACUUCUUUGUUAUGGAUCUACGUGCAUCAAGAACUUUUACAUUCACCUAGAGAUGUGAAACGCAAGUGUUCAACGUCAUUUGCAUCCACUCGACACACAUGAAAUGGAAACUCGAGUGUAUAUAAACGUUGAUGUUGAGCCAUUCUGCACGAAGUUGAUAUUCCCAAUCGGUGUUCCAGCGGAUGGCUGCGUCGGACUUAUUUUCGGGAAAUUUUCCAAGACGUGUUUGAAAACCGUUGCGCCGAAUGAGACCUGUGCAAGUGCAGAAAUAUCAACUGCAGUCAAUGACAAGGUAUUCGUACGAUCUCCAUCUAUUGACGGGAAACCCUUAUGCACGCUUAGAACGGCGCCACUGCCUGAGGACCUGAAGGAGGACCCUCCGCCUCGAAAACGGAACGGCAAACGACAGCAAGGGAGUGUAGAGAAUGAACCAGUCUGUGAAACAUUACCUAGUAAUGCAGAGGAACAGAACAGCAUCAACGAUAAUGCGCCAGUCGAGGCAUCAAACAAAGAUAGGAGAAAGCAAAAAAAUCCUGUAAAGGUACGCAUUAAACGUUCUGCUUCAAAAGUACCUGCAGGUUCUUCAACCACCUCCGUCCCCACGCGAACGUCAGAACGGCAACGGAAACCUGUCAGAGUGUUUUUCCCAGACAGCUCUUCUGGUUCAGAGGGAGAUGCAAAUGAAGACAAUGAUGACAGCAGUUGGGAAGGCUCGGAGCAGCCCAGGUUACUGCAAGCGAUGAGAAUGCGACAAACAAAAAGCGCAGAGAGACUGUCCACUCCCCGUGUUGCGCCGCUGAAAAUAAAAAAGCUCAAAGAACAAGCUUUGGAGAGCGCAAAACCUCCUAAAGAAAGUUCCAAGACGCAUUACUCUUGCAACGAGUGCGGUAAGACCUUCUGUUCCAAAUCGAAAUACCGCCAACAUUCAUGGUGCCACCGACCUUCCACAGACCGACCUUACAAGUGCAAAUAUUGCGCCAAGGGAUUCAUCAGCAAAGCGGCCAUGGAGCGCCACGAGUCCAGCCAAUGUGGAAACAUGCCCAAUUAUUGCGACAUGUGCUGCAAGGGUUUCCCAACCAAAGAAGCGCUGUCUGCUCAUUUGGAAAACCACAAAAACUACCGCUGUGAAAACUGUUCGCAACUGUUUCUAAGCCAAAGAGGUCUGCGCAAACAUUACUCCCAAACCCACAAGAAGAAUGACAAGCACAAAGCACCGGAUAAAGAUAAUGUAGCAGAGCUGCAUCCGAAUGAAGAAACAAACAAACUUGUAGAGGCAUACUCCUGUGCCGAUAUUGACGAACUGGUCGACCCUACUCUGCAGGGGCUACCCGAGAAAGAAGUGUUCUCUUGCGACUCGUGCUGCAAGUCGUUUACGGACCACAGUGAACUUCAGGUACAUCUGCGUCAGCACAUGGAGAUAAAGACCGGAACAGAUCCAAAGGACCAGACAUACCACUGCAGCAUCUGCAAUAAGGAGCUCAAAUCAUUAUGUACUCUGAGGGUACAUGUACAGUCACACAACAAGGUGCGUUCAUUUGAGUGCAACAUCUGUCAAGCAAAAUAUACGACUCCUGGAAAUCUUCGUAAGCACAAGAAGAUCCACGAUACGACACAUACGUACAAAUGUCCACAGUGUCCUAAGGAGUUCACGCACAGCAACUACAUGGCUAAGCACGUAAAACGUGUCCACACUAGGGAUUUCAAGUUUGCAUGCAGCUAUUGUCCAAAGCGGUUCCAAGAGCAGAAGCGCUUCCAGCAACAUCUCGUCCUGAUGCAUGCAGGCGAACUAAAGGAAGAUGACUAUGCAACUCUCACACUAGUCAAGAAAUUUCACUGCAACCAGUGUCCAUUUACGACAUACAGCCCCAAGAGUUUCCGUCAGCAUGAAAUUGUUCACACUGGGAAAUACCCCUACAUCUGUGACCAGUGCAACAAGGGUUUCACAUUCCGCUUUGAGCUUGCCAAGCACGUGCGUUGCAUUCACAACUCUCAGUCAUUCAGGUGUGACCGCUGCAAGCGAACGUUCACUGCUGAGGAUGUCUAUAAGGUUCAUAAAGAUCACCAUGAUCGGGGCAUUGGAAUCACUUGCAAAGAAUGUGGAAACUUGUACGAGACUCAAGGCCAUUACGAGCAGCAUAUGCAAACCCACUCGAAGGACCUACCCUACGAGUGUGUCACCUGCAAGAAACGUUUUGCACUUACGCGUUCCUUGAAUCUCCACCGGCUCACACAUGACAAACACAGGACACCACAUUUCCGUGCCUACAAUGGAAAUCGGAACUGGGACUACUUCUGUGAUCUGUGCAAGAUCUAUUUCAAGUAUGGCUCAAGCUUGGUGGCUCAUCGUGUGUGUACUCAUGGUAAUGGGCCACAGACAGACUGUCCCUACUGCGAUAAGAAAUUUAACUCUAAGCUGACUCUUUCAAUGCACAUUCGCACACAUACCAAGGAGCGGCCUAUGCGAUGCACGGAGUGCGGGAAGACAUUUCGUGUUUGGAACAGCCUCAAGCGCCACGUCAUCACCAACCACACCAAAGACUACAAGUUGUUCUGUGCCCUCUGCAAUAAAGGCUUUGUGUCAAAGUCGUACCUUAAGGUACACCUCAAAAGUGCGCACAAGGCUGUUCCGAGCGGCUCCGGAAAAAUGAAGAAAGUUCAGCAGCAGCAGCAGCAACCACGCAAGCCUGCAUUACCACGUAGGCAGCUAGAGCCUUUGGCAACGGUACCUCUACCACCUAAGGCAGACCGGAGUACUAUGGUGACACACUUGCAGCCACCUCCCACCAAGCUUCCUCCCCCUGUGUCGGCACCCAUAGUGAACACAACACAUCUGCCACCAAUACAACAACGGGAAUUUUUUGAGAUGCAACAGAUACAGCAUAUGGAGGGAGAGACAUAUUCGCUAAUGUUGCUUUAGUUAUGGGCACUAGGAACACAAAUUUCCAUCAUAUUUGUAAGGACACUUUCAUCACAAUUUUAGACUCCUUGAAGGACAGUUUGUUGCACAAAAGCUCCUGUGUGGCGGACAGCAAGGGUAUCAUAUCUCACUCCACCUGAAUUCGCAAUUGUACAUCGAGAUUAUACGGAGAUUUUUAUCUCUUACUCCAUUUCGUGUUAAUGAGCUAGAUGGUUCAACGUCAAUCAACGUCCAAGAAGACCAAGACUGCAGUGAAAAUGUGGGUGGCUAUGUUAUGUUGAGAAUGUUUCCUGAUCUGCUCCCUUUAGCUUGACAUGUCUAUGGCCGCCUGUGCCAAAAAUGUUUAUGUGGCCUAUUUUAGUAACUAGUAUUACCAGAGUAAAGCAACAAGUCAAGCAACCUGUGUUCCAAUCCAUUUAAUUUAAACUGGUUUUGUACAAUUAUGCUUGGGCACAUGGCUUUAUAACCAACCAAGGUUUGGCUUUGUAGCUGUCCACAAUGGACAUUUGAUAAAUGAUUAAGUAGGAAAUGAUGAUAUCCACUGUCUUGAGGGUGUGAAGUGAUGGCUACCUUAUUAUAGCUGUGCUUUUGAAGUGUAGGAGGAAGCAUUAAUCACACGCUUUGGAAGUUGAACAUCCAUUGUGAGCAGUUGCGAUAUUUCUGGGCCAGACAAAGGCACUUGUACAGGGACUAUUUUCACGAUAUAUGAUACAGCUUUGUCCAUCUAUUGUGUAAUGUCGCCUGAUAAACGCGUACCCAUCUCAGUGGCAAUAAAUUCCGGAAAAACCUA